AUGGCUUCCGCGGCGAGUUUCGCUGGCCAGCUUCUCCUCCUGUGUCUUGCUCUUUCUGCAGUCCUCUGUUUCGCUCAGCCGGCUACUACGAGCUUGAUUAACUUAGGUUCCAGCAUAACUGCAGGCACAGGAUCCAAAUCCACGUGGAAUUCGCCUUCCGGCGAUUUCGCGUUCGGAUUCCACCGUCUUUCCUCCGACAAAUUUCUCGCCGGAAUUUGGUACGACAAAAUCUCUGACACAACUCUGGUCUGGUCCGCAAACCGUGAUGACCCAGCCGAAAUCGGAGCCACGGUCACCUUAACGCUCCAAGGACAGCUCCUUCUCACGCAUUCCAACGGGACCGAGCUCUUCAUUUACAACGGAACCUCCGCCGGCUCCGCCGCCAUGCAAGACGACGGCAAUUUCGUCCUCCGAAGCUCCUCUGCUUCCGGCGACGCCGUGUGGCAGAGCUUCGAUUUCCCGACGGAUACGAUUCUGUUGGGCCAGACCCUGGUCAUGGGUCAGAAGCUCUUCUCCAACGCAAACGGAACGGCGGAUUACUCCACGGGGAACUACAUGCUGGAGCUUCAAUCCGACGGUAACGUCGUGAUUUCCGCUUACAGGUUCGCCGAUCCAGGCUAUUGGUUCACGUUAACGGCAGGGAAACAGAACGUGAGCUGGGUUUUCAACCAAACGACGGCGUUUAUGUACGUCAGGGACGACAAUUCAACUCUCUACCCAAUGACGACCCGAAUCCCAGGUCCGAUUCAAGAUUACUAUCAUCGGGCGACGAUCAACGACAGGGGAAACAUCCAGCAGUUCGUCUACAACAAGCGAAACGGCACCAGAUGGACCGUCGUUUGGGAGCCGGACUCAAUCGGUUCGGAGCCUUGCCUCCCGUUCAACAUCUGUGGAGUGUACGGAUUCUGCACUUCGCUGGACAACAAAACAAUUGAUUGCAAAUGCUUGCCGGGCUACUCUCCCUGGGAUCCGAAUGUGCCUUCCAAAGGCUGCUACCCGAAUGCGGCGAUGGAUUUCUGCGAUUCCACGAAUCCGAAUUCUCGACAAUUCGAUCUCGUCACCAUCGACAAUGCCGAUUUCCCCAAUGGACAGUUCGCCGACAUGGCGAGGCUCACUCCGUUGAAUGUGGAGCAAUGCAGGCAAGCUGUGAUGGACGAUUGUUACGCCGCGGCAGGGGUGUUGGUCGAAUCGAUUUGUUACAAGAAGAGAAUGCCCCUUUUGAAUGGCAGGAGGAGCAAUCCGUCCACCAACAACAUUGUGGCAUUCCUCAAAGUGCCUAGGAUCAACGGUACAACUAGUGGAAUUGAACCUCGGAAGGGGAAUAAUGAUCCCCCUUCCAAGCUCUCGUUGCUGCUCGGGAUUCUUUCCUGCACUGCAAUGACUUUAGCUUUCGCGACGAUCGCGGUUUACCAUCACCCGCUCAUGCGGAGGAGGGAUGAUAAAUCCGCGAUUCAGAGGCCGAGGGCGGUAGAGAUAAAUCUGAAGUCGUUUUCGUUUCAGGAAAUGCACGAAGCGACGAACGGGUUUCGAAACAGGCUUGGGAAGGGCGCGUUUGGGACGGUCUACAGCGGAAUCCUGACAUUGGAAGACGACGAGGAAGCGGAAGUGGCGGUGAAGGUGCUGGAGAAUGUGAUGGAACGAGGGGAGAAGGAGUUUCUAACCGAGGUUCAGGUAAUCGCUCUGACCCAUCACAAGAAUCUCGUCAGGCUUUUGGGAUUCUGCAACGAGAACAAGAAGCACCGCGUGCUGGUCUACGAGCUCAUGAAGAAAGGAACGCUAUCCGAUCACCUGUUUAGUAGCAGCGGGGAAGGAGAGAUGGGAAGGAGGAAGCCAGGGUGGGAACAGAGAGCAGAGAUCGCAAUGGGAAUCGCCAGGGGAUUGGUUUACUUGCACGAGGAGUGCGAGACGCAGAUCAUCCACUGCGACAUCAAGCCGCAGAACGUGCUGUUGGACGACAAUUACACCGCCAAGAUCGCGGAUUUCGGGCUGGCCAAGCUUCUGAUGAAGGACCAGACGCGGACCAGCACCGUGGCCAGAGGGACCAUGGGUUACAUGGCGCCCGAGUGGCUCAAAAACGCUCCGGUGACCGUUAAGGUCGAUGUCUACAGCUUCGGGGUCGUGCUGUUGGAAAUUGCCUUCUGUAGAAGGCACAUGGAGCUGCAUCGAGUUUUGAGUGGUUGUGAUGGUGACGAGAUGGGAGGAGGAGAAGGCGUGAUUCUGACGGAUUGGGUGGUGGAGUGUGUGAGGGCUGGGAGAUUGCGCGAGAUUAUCGCCGAGGAGGAUUCGGAAGCUUGGAAUGAUUACAGGAGGUUUGAGAGAACUGUGAUGGUUGGGUUGUGGUGCCUGUGUCCUAAUCCGAAGGACCGGCCGUCGAUGAAGAAGGUUGUGGCGAUGUUGGAAGGGUGCGGUGAAGUUGGUCUUCCGGUAGCGUUUGAAGCACACAUGGCUUGA
This is a messenger RNA of Linum tenue, 2451 nucleotides long. The record is from the annotation of a GenBank genome assembly. Lineage: Eukaryota; Viridiplantae; Streptophyta; Magnoliopsida; Malpighiales; Linaceae.